Aspergillus luchuensis is the source of this 1836-nucleotide messenger RNA. RefSeq lists its product as uncharacterized. The transcript is spliced from 2 exons. The record is from RefSeq and is a predicted model, not a curated record. Bases 1 to 1836 code for a protein of 611 amino acids. NCBI's taxonomy places the organism in Eukaryota, Fungi, Ascomycota, Eurotiomycetes, Eurotiales, Aspergillaceae.
AUGGACCAUAAAAUCGACACCCUCGCCACCCUCCACAACUGGACCCAAGGCACUCCAUCCCUGUAUCCUUUCACGGGCAUUAUUCAACUGUACCUGGCGGAGGAGAUCUCGGUAGUGACGGCUGUCGGAGAGAUCAGUGCGUUUAUGGAGAAGAGGGGGGAGGGAAUAGAUGAAUGCGUCCACGACCUAUGGGCCAGUAUUCUACACGCAGGGAGAUGUCUACCCUGCACAAAUAUCAUGGUAUCAUCAGCAUCAGCUACUACUGCUGAUAGAAGUAUCACGUCCAACGGUAAUGGUGGUGAGCUGGGAGAAAAAAAGAUGAUAAAGAAAGAGACUAUCGACACAGACAUCUCCCAUCACCAAACACCCACCCCAUCGCAGAAGAAACUGAUUGCCUUGUUGCACGCGAUCAAGAAUAUGCCGGAUGUGCAUGUGCAUAUUCGCGCGAGGACGCAGUCAAGGUAUUCUUAUUCUGCUGCUUCGCAGGUGGGUGGUUCGGGGGCGAGGGAGAGGUAUAGUUCUUAUGGUGGUGGUGGUGGUGUUAAUGGGGAUAUUACUGAGAAGAAUGAGAAUGAGAAUGACCCUGGAAAUGGAAAUGAAGGGGAAGAUGAAGGAGAGAGUACAGAAGAAGAAGAACUAUACCACCCAUCCCUAGGUGUAUAUCUUGAUGGGACGGUGGGUGGGUCGCAUUAUAUUCGCCAUUUGCAUGAUUCUGUGGCUACACCUGUUCCUCCUCCACCUCCACCUCCUAUACCGUCAGAACCAGGAAAGAACACCAAUACACCCCAAUCUCAAACCCAGAAUCAACCUCAACCUCAACCCCAAGAAAAUUCCCGACCCAAACCGCCCAAACUCCCCUCCUCAGCAUCCGAAUCGACCAUCCGACCCACAAAAGCCAAGAGUCUAGUAUGGGCCUACCUACCACAUUUCCGAGAUGUGGUAGGGUUAAUAUUUACUGAUUUUGGAGAUGUGCUCGGGAUGCAUCUGCACCCUUUUCCACAUACACAUACACAUACACAUCAACAACACCAAAAAUGGCACCCCAAAGACCAAGCCAUCCUCCACCAAGCAUGGCUCAACUUCACCACAUUCCUCGCAUUCCUCGCUAGAGAAGGGGUAUUACAUUCCCCGAGUGACUCGGAUAAUUAUGAGUAUGGGUUUGAUGAAUAUGAUUGGGGAUUUGAUCAUCAUGAUAAUGGUCAUAAUAAUGAGGAUGGGGAUGAAAGCGACGGAGUUGGGUCCUGGAUCGAUGAUCUUGCGAUUUCGUGUCUUCGGAUACUUGAUAAUCUUCCACAUCAACAUGAUCAUCAUCAUCAUCACCAUGAUAAGAAUGAUACUCUACAAAACAAUACCAAGAUCCUCACAGCAACAACCUUCGCCCUUCUCUACGGUGAACAUCUCUGGCGGAGACGUGGGAUUCGCACUCCUUCCCCUCCUCAGCAAGAAAAACCACAAGAAGACAAGGAUACGGAGAAAGAGAAAGAGAAAGAGAAGGAUAAUUACAUAGUAGCAGGUCUCACCCUCGAUGAAUUCGAAUCCGGGUCUGUGUCUGCUUCUACGUCUACCUCUGCGGCGAAUUCUCCUUCUCCACCUUUGUCGGUUUCACCACAUCCACAGAAUAAUGAGGAUGAGGAUCCGGAUGGGAGUGAGGAUAGGGAUAAGGAUAAGGGGAGGUUUAUUGCCAGGAAGACCUGGGAAGGGUGGAUUCGGAGGUGUAAUGAACUUGCGGGGGAUGUUGGCCCCGGGAUCGGGAUCGGGAUGGGGUUGUGGGAUGGGACGAGGGAGGCGGCGUGGUUGGCGGGGGAGGUGUUGAGGAGGGUAUUUUCUAUUUCAUAG